Didymodactylos carnosus is the source of this 2583-nucleotide messenger RNA. The record is from the annotation of a GenBank genome assembly. Lineage: Eukaryota; Metazoa; Rotifera; Eurotatoria; Philodinida; Philodinidae.
AAUAUAUGAAAUUUAAAAAAUUACAGUGAACGGAAGGGGGCAAAAUUUUAAGUUUUCUCUGAGUAAUGCAAAUUUUGUGUUUUCUCGGUGUUCUUAGUAUUUUGAGAAUUUCUCCACAAAAACUUGAUCAAAUUCAAAUAAAAAGGUGAUAUUCGGAAUCAGCGCAUUCAGGAGUAUCUGAAUAUGUAGCUUUCGACCGAAAGCUAAGAUAGUGCUGCAUUUUUGCAUUGCGGGCACCUUAUAUAAAAUAUCUUUUUUUCAAAAUGUUCAUAACUUUGUCAGGAAAUGACCGAUGGUCAAAACAAAUUUUCUACAUAGAUAAUUCGACUGAUUGUAUAACCCGGACAACCCAGAAAUGAAUUUUAAGAAAAAAAGUUUUUGACUGUGAAAAUCCUGUCUCAGGGGAGCUAAGGGCAGCUGCGACCGUUAUAUUCGGGAUCAGCACCAUCGAUUCUCCAUAUCCCCUUUUGUUUCAUCGAAACAGCGAUUUGUAACUUGGGGCGUUUCCCUCGUGAGUGGGGACCGCGUAUUACGAACCCAUAUAGACAAAGCAGUCUAUCCGAUAUGAUUUUCUUUCCGUCGUAACGCAAAAUCAAAGCAGUAGAUCGUCACGUCGCAUUAGGCAUCAUCUUCUUGCGUCGUGACGCAGUAUGGUUUGAAGUUUCGUGCGUCACAUCGCAGGAGACAUUGUAACUCUCUUUUACACUUUUCAGACAAUGGUCCUAAAUCUUCAGUUCUUAACAAACUUUUCGUCUGAAAAUACCUGAAGAUUCUGUUUUCCAUUGCUCAACACGUCACAGUCGUCUUUACUCUCUAAAAAGAAAAGGUACUCUACCGAACCUAAAAAGGGUCACCAUCUAUAUACCCUUUUAAAGUUUCACACAAACUACGAAACCCUUUAAGGUUUCGUACAGCACCCUAAAUCCGUCGUUAGAAAACAUUUGUGUAAAAACACAAAAAAAAGUGUUUUCUUAUUGUUCCCAAGCUUUGCCCAGUCACGGAUUUAGUUAAUUAAAACGGUAUAUAGUUUGUACGAAACCUUGAAAUGGUGACAAAAUUUUAAACCCUUUUUAGGUUCGGUAGAGUACCCUUUUUUUAGCGAGUAUAUGCAGUCUCUAGUGACCACUAAGAAACUUCGUAUUUUCAAAAAGGUGAAUUUGGCAAAGAAGUUUCCUAGUGGCACGACGCGCGGAUAAAUUUAUUGUUUCAGUUUUUUAGUGCCUCUACCGGAGACCUCCUCAUUGGCCGCGAAGAUCGCUUAUAUUAGACUUAGUAGAAUUAGAGUUGCUCUUCCAUUUCUGAACAGAGUAAAUGGGGCUUAAAAAAGCUGGACUCAAAACUGGUUCAGAUAAGUGUGUAUUAGUUACAAAAAAGCAGAAAUUGUACAGGCAUUCAACAUGUCGUAUCUCGCCUGUUCCAACUUUUCAACCACAAAAUUUCCUGAUUUUUUUGAAGACUUUUUUAGUCUUGUAUCAGAAGUAGCCAGUAUAGGACUAGGACUGAGGCGCAGUACAAAUGUCUAGUAGACUAGUAAGAUAAGGAUUAAGAUUCAUCAAAGAGAAGAAAUAGACUCGGAAAGAGCACAUGACGUGCGUCAUGACGCAAAACAAAACUGUUGUAUUUAGGAAAUUCACUUCUUUGUGCUCACGACGCAAAAGAACACAUUUUAUUCAACGCCGUAAAACACAUUACAUUUUAACACAUUAAAUUUUGACGUUUUGAAAAAAAAGGCGAGUAGAAAAAAUACUGCUUUUUUUUAUUUUUAUAGCGUAUCUUAUGGAUAAAAUGUCUUUCUGCGUGUCUCUUUGCGAGUUAAGAUCGAAUAUUUCGAACGGAAAUCGUGUUAGACAGCUGAAAAUCGCAGCGAAGAGAAAAGUCUUCAUGGCCAAUUCGAGUAUAACUACGAGCAUCCUCUCACAUCGGUCCAUCCAGGUUUUUCACUUAAUAUUCUUAGACAACGACAGCUGAGCCAUGUGUGUUUUGAGAAAUAUACUCUACAGAAAUAGUGAGAAAGCCGUGCACUCAGAUUCUACGUCAACUGACGUAGAAGUACGUUAAGAACUGGGUGAAUUGAAGAUGAGCGUUGUAUCACUGUACACUAGAUAAUUUAAUUGAAUUCUCUUGCUACUUCUUUGCAGACCAGCUACUGGUAGAAAUGCUACAAGUCCGAAAGAAGAUGAGGCACAACUAUUGGCGGCUUCAACAGAAUGGAUUCGACGAUUUAAUAUGGCCGAUUUCAAAUAUGUAGUUGAUACAUAUUUACCCACGGCAAAACUGUAUGCUCGCAAUGCUGGUGCUGCAUCACUACCACUUAUUGGACGAGAGCAAAUCGGCAAGUUUUGGAAUAACUUUUACAAGGAAACUAAUGCAACAAACUUAAUUUAUUAUGAUCGGAAAAUCGUCAUAACUGGUCCAGGUCGUGGUGAAUCAUCAUCGAGAUGGACAAUGAAUGUUGACGAUGGAUUUAUUGAUCGAGAAACAUGGGUGAGAAAUUCAGAGACUGGAAUAUGGUCGAUUGCUUUUGACGACUUUACAGUAGAACAAAGUUAUAUUUCUGGCUUUGAGCUGACAAUGAACAUUUAG